This is a messenger RNA of Rangifer tarandus platyrhynchus (Svalbard reindeer), 375 nucleotides long. NCBI's taxonomy places the organism in Eukaryota, Metazoa, Chordata, Mammalia, Artiodactyla, Cervidae. The record is from the annotation of a GenBank genome assembly.
AUGGGCCAGGCCCCAGGAGCAGGGAGAGGCCUGAGCAUCCGAGGAGGCACCCCAAGGGCCACUCAGCGGGGGGCUACUGUUCAUCAGGCUCCAGAGGCCCAGCGCCCGCCCACGUGUGCCCCUGGCACAGGGGAUGCACUGGGGCUGAGAGGUCGCAGCCAGGAGCCAGGCCGGCUCUGUGGAGGGAGGCCCUGCCUCGGCACCAUGCCGUCCUGUCCUGCCUUUGUCCUUGUCCUUAGGGCCAGCCUGAUACCCUGGAGACUCCUCGUGGAGACCCGAGUCUCGGCCAGGGGCUUCUCACCACGCGGGGAGGUCUUCUCACCACGCGGGGAGGUCUCAUCUGGAGAAAAUGCAUUUUUGAGGAUGUGCACGUGA